Molecule: messenger RNA, 1188 nt
Organism: Penicillium griseofulvum
Lineage: Eukaryota; Fungi; Ascomycota; Eurotiomycetes; Eurotiales; Aspergillaceae
Exons: 1
Coding region: 1-1188 (395 amino acids)
Molecular function (GO): protein binding
Source: RefSeq, a predicted model, not a curated record
AUGCUGUUCCGUACUUUCAAGUCGCUCGUGAUCGCGCUAGCGUUCGGCGCUAUCACCACGUCGGCACAGCACCUCGAUCGGAUCGCGAGCCGUCGCCUCACUGAGUAUCAAAUGCCGGCCACCACCCAGACGCAUGAGUUUGCGCGCGUGCCGGACACGAACAUAGUGUUGCUGUCGCAGAUGUCUAACAGCAACCUCGUCAAGAUCGAGCUGGAUCCAACAACCGAGGAGCCCAUUGCUCUUCACUCGUUCCCCAUGGGAAAGAACAGUGAUUCCGGGCUACAUGGCGUGUGGCCAUCGGAUGUGUAUCCCGGCAAGGUGUGGCUGUCGCUGCAGCUUGAGAACAAGCUGCUGCUCGUGGACCCCGGCAAGGAUCUCCAGACUGCGCCGACCAUCCUACAGACCAUUGAUAUCCCGGCGCCAGGGAACGGGCCGCACUGCGUGUUUGAAAUUGGCAACCGCAUCUGGGCCGGCCUCAAGGAGGAAUCUGAGCAGACAGGCAAAUACUACGUGUUCUCGGCCGAUGUCUCUGACCCGACGGACUACACAUUGUACGAGUGUCUCAAAAGCCCCGUAUUUAUCAAGGAGGAGCCGAUCACUGGACUGAUAUAUGUUACGCAAGACACCGACUCAUCUAUCAUGCGCAUCAAUGUCAGCACCGGCGAGACGGAGCAGCUGCCAAUCCCGCCCAGCGUCGGCAACACUGCCGUCGGGAUGAUCACCGCCUACGGCCCCAUGAAUGGUGUGUGGUUCACUCUCGCUGGGAAUGCCACUGGUGGCACUGGCACCUUUGGCCAUAUCGGAACCUCUGGCGAGAUGAAGUUCUUCCAGCUCCAGCACCCACUCGGAGUUAAUUCAGGUCUACUCCAUCUUGCUGACGCGACGACCCACGAUGUCGGCCCGGCCUUGUGGAUUUUAUCAACGUCGCUACUCAGCAACGAUUCACCCGAUGCCCUGAUACAUGUGACUUUUAACGACGAUCUCACGUCCGUUGCCGACGAAGAGUAUAUUUCUAUGCUCACUCAACACUCUAAGGUGCACCGGGUCGUGCCCUUGGAUUCCACGGUUUUAGUCUCUGAGCUCAGCACCUUUACACUCGCCCAACUCCGCUACAGUAACACCGUUGCCGGGCAGUGGCUGCCAGCUGAGUCUGUCCAUGGCAGUGCAGUUUACGCGGAGGCUAGUUGA